Molecule: messenger RNA, 597 nt
Organism: Arctia plantaginis
Lineage: Eukaryota; Metazoa; Arthropoda; Insecta; Lepidoptera; Erebidae
Source: the annotation of a GenBank genome assembly
AUGGCUUCUCGUGGUGGUGUUAUGGUGACUGGUACCAACGGUGCCGAUUUCGAGCAUAGAGAGAAAAUAGCUGCACAAUAUCAGAUCAGUGCUCUAAACAAGUCCCGGUUGAAGUACUGCGUGUUUUUCCAUCACAUGAUGUUCUUGGCGAUGUUGGCCAAACUCUCCGCUGACAUCCUAGACAAACUUGACAUUUUUAUACUUGAGAUUGAAGAGUUGCAGAUACCACAGCCUCUUUGGUGGGAAUACAUUUGGUGUUUAUCUUUACUACUCUCCUUCUUGGGCCUAUCAGCAAUCAAACGGAACAAUAUCAAACAACUGAGGCGGUACAUGUACGGAGUGACAGCCCUGGGCUACGGACCACUGCUGUACUGCGUACUGUAUUAUUGUGGUGAUGUGUGGCGGUACCUCUCUAGUGAUGUUGAUGAGGAUGACAGCUCCGAAGUGGAGAUUGAGUUGUGGCAGGGUUAUCCGUACGGCCUGCUGUGGUACGCGUUCGUGCUCCUGGCGUCCCAGAUCCACUUCUUCCAGCUCUACUUCUCCUACAACCUGCUGAAGGCGUGGCGCGCGAGGGGCGCGCUGAGGAAAGCCGACUAG